Messenger RNA from Myxocyprinus asiaticus (Chinese sucker), 636 nucleotides. RefSeq names its product FAU ubiquitin-like and ribosomal protein S30. The record is from RefSeq and is a predicted model, not a curated record. Gene Ontology annotation, molecular function: protein binding; structural constituent of ribosome. NCBI's taxonomy places the organism in Eukaryota, Metazoa, Chordata, Actinopteri, Cypriniformes, Catostomidae. The transcript is spliced from 5 exons. Gene Ontology annotation, biological process: translation. Bases 81 to 482 code for a protein of 133 amino acids. Gene Ontology annotation, cellular component: cytosolic small ribosomal subunit; ribosome.
CACAGUCGUUCGCUUCGCACAUGCGCACUGUCCUUUUCUCGUCCGGUUGAGGAUCGACUAGCAUCGAAAGACUGAUCAACAUGCAGCUGUUUGUGCGUGCUCAGAAUCUGCACACCCUCGAGGUGUCCGGAAACGAGACUGUCCACGACAUCAAGACUCAUGUUCAGACUCUGGAGGGUCUGUCGGUGGAGGAUCAGGUUCUUCUGCUGUCUGGAGCUCCACUAGAGGAUGAUGUCACUCUGUUGAACUGUGGCGUCACUGAACACUGCACACUGGAGGUCGCUGGCAGACUGUUGGGAGGUAAAGUCCACGGAUCUCUGGCUCGUGCCGGUAAAGUGAGAGGACAGACACCCAAAGUUGAUAAACAGGAGAAGAAGAAAAAGAAGACUGGCCGCGCUAAGCGUCGUAUCCAGUACAACAGACGCUUCGUCAAUGUGGUGCCCACCUUCGGCAAGAAAAAGGGUCCCAAUGCCAACUCUUAAAGUAUCUGGAGAAAUCACAUUCAUAAUAAACAUUCUGCUUUGAACUGCAUUGUGUCUGAAUUUCAGUGGAUGCAAUUUUUUAUUUCAGAUGUCUAGUUAAUUUCAUAGAUUGUUUGAACCAGUUUAUGAAAAUAAAAACUGAUUAAACCUCAAA